AUGUCAAGCGAAAACCGCAGUGGUCAUGGUGGCCUCGCGUCAAUCGACCUCCAGGUGAUUUACAUGGGAGGUCAAGGGCUACAGCUGACCGUGCCUCCUUGGACCCCUGGCCGUUCGGUAUGGAAGAUGGUUUCGGAGCAAGUGGACAAGCCUGGAAGUCGUCUCGUGCUGCACCACGUUGCACCACUGUGCCUGGAUCAAACCUUGGAGCAGCAGGGUAUUACAAGCAACUGCUGCCUCUCGUGUACUUUUGUGCCCACGGACUUGAUUGUUGCAAUGCGUUUCGUUCUGGGGCAUACGCAAGAGGAAUUUGCAUUGGAGGGAGUGACAAGAUUGGAAGUGGAAGGCUGCCCACCGCCUGGAGACUAUUCAUGUCACUUGCCUCAAAGUCUUCGAAGCUUGACCUUUAAUUUUGAUGGCUUCUUUGACCAGGACCUCGAAAGAGUCACGUUGCCAAGCCGGCUUGAAAGCUUGACAUUCGGGGGCGCAUUCAACCAGAGCUUGCAGGGAGUGAGCUUGCCAGACGGGCUACGAAACCUGACUUUCGGUGACUACUUCGACCAGAGCCUCGAGGGGGUCACGUUGCCACGUCGUCUUCAAAACUUGACAUUUGGGAGUGCAUUCAACCAGAGCCUGCAGGAAGUUAAUUUGCCAGACGGCCUUCAAGAGUUGACUUUCGGUCAUAGCUGCCACUUCAACCAAACCCUGGAAGGAGUCAUGUUCCCGAGCAGUCUUCAAAAGAUUACUUUUGGUGACAGUUUCAACCAAAGCCUCGCAGGAGUCAUACUGCCCAGCGGUCUUCAAAGCUUGACGUUCGGGAGGGCCUUCAACCAGAGCUUGCAGGGAGUGAAUUUUCCAGACGGUCUUCAAGAGUUGACUUUCGGGCAUGAAUUCAACCAAGGCAUGGAGGAAGUGAUCUUACCACAGAGUCUUCAAAGCCUGACAGAGAAUUUCUACUGGUCUUGGGAUCUCUCAGAGAUCUCAGAGAUCCUGCCACACGGCCUUCGAAGCUUGACGUUCGGUCCAUACUUCAACCAGAGCCUGGAUGGUGCAAGCCUGCCUGAUGGCCUCGAAAGUUUGACUUUUGGGUUUUCAUAUGACCAUGCCCUGACCGGAACCUUGCCAAGGGGCCUUCAACAUUUGACUUUCGGUGUCCGUUUCAACCAACCCCUGGAAAGGACGAUCUGGCCCGUGGGUCUUCAAAGCUUGACUUUCGGUCACGCGUUUAAUCAAAGCCUGCAAGGAGUGACAUUGCCAGAGGGUCUUCGAAACUUGGUUUUUGGUCUUGAUUUCAAUCAGGGCCUUGAGGGAGUCACAUUGCCAAGCUGUCUUCAAAGCUUGACAUUCGGGUCCGCAUUUAACCAGAGCUUGCAGGGAGUGAGCUUGCCAGAUGGGCUACGAAACCUGACUUUCGGUCUCAACUUUGACCAAAGCCUUGAGGGAGUCAGGUUGCCAAGCUGUCUUCAAAGCUUGACUUUGGGCGAAGGUUUUAACCAGAGCCUGCAAGGAGUGAACUUGCCAGAUGGGCUACAAGACCUGACUGUCGGUCCUUACGGCUCCAACUUCAACCAAAGCCUAGAAGGAGUCGUGUGGCCGAGCAGUCUUCAACAGCUGAUUCUCGGGAGUGAGUUCGACCAAAGUGAGGGUGUCAUGUUGCCUAGCUGCCUUCAAUGCUUGUGCGUUGGUGACUUUUUCAAUCAGAGCCUGCGGAGAGAUAUCUUGCCGAGCGGCCUCCGCCGCUUACACUUCGGUCUUGCUUUCGAUCAAAGCUUGGAGGGAGUGGUUUUGCCGAGAGGCCUUCAAGAGCUGGGUUUCGGACAGGAUUUUCAGCAAGGACUGCAAGGAGUGGAUCUGCCAAAUUUACAAUGUCUCUGUGUCUAUAAUGACGGGAAUCUUCGAGGCGUGAACUUGCCUGGCUUGCGAAGUUUGACUGUCAUUGAUGACUGUGUUUAUGCGAUUACAAUCUCAACGAACCCAUGA
Molecule: messenger RNA, 1980 nt
Organism: Symbiodinium natans
Lineage: Eukaryota; Dinophyceae; Suessiales; Symbiodiniaceae
Source: the annotation of a GenBank genome assembly